AUGAGCAGUUCAGAUAGAAUCGAACUUUCGAUUGAUCCAGGUACUUGGAAUCCUAUGGAUGAAGACAUGUUUUCUCUGGAUCCCAUUGAAUGGGACAAACCUUAUACGGAAGACGAACCUUCUACGGAAGAUGAAUACGAAUCUUCUACGAAAGACGAAUACGAAUCUUCUACGAAAGACGAAUACGAAUCUUCUCCGGAAGACAAACCUUCUAACGAACCUUCUACAGAAGACAAACCUUCUAACGAACCUUCGACGGAAGACAAACCUUAUACGGAAGACAAAUCUUCUCCGGAAGACGAAUCUUCUCCGGAAGACGAAUACGACUCUUCUACGGAAGACGAACCUUAUAUAGAUCGUCUUGAUUUUUAUCAAGAAAGUACAUGA
Messenger RNA from Vicia faba (fava bean), 387 nucleotides. NCBI's taxonomy places the organism in Eukaryota, Viridiplantae, Streptophyta, Magnoliopsida, Fabales, Fabaceae. The record is from the annotation of a GenBank genome assembly.